This is a messenger RNA of Chironomus riparius, 1474 nucleotides long. The record is from the annotation of a GenBank genome assembly. Lineage: Eukaryota; Metazoa; Arthropoda; Insecta; Diptera; Chironomidae.
UUCAUAACAAAACGCAAUUUGAUAACAAAACAAAUUUUAAAUGUAAUCUUAAGGAAAUAAGACCUUUGUGAUAUGUUAAUUAAACUACAUUCGAACAAACUAGACUAUAGUAAUCUAUUGAAAGCAUUCCGAAAAAUUAAUUAAGCUAUAUUUUAUAUAAAUUUUACGAUUUCGCAAUUAAAUGCAUAACAUUUGAUGAUUUAAACAAAUGUAGUAACAGUGAGCAAUUUAGAGCACUUAAAGUUAUAAAGUAUUAAGAUGCAGACCGAACAAGUCAAAUCCACAACAUCCUCCUUUAAAACCUUCGCAUUUAUUGAUCUCGAAACUACUGGACUGCCAUCAAUUGAAUACAACAGAACAAAAAUCACACAAAUAAGCAUAACAGCAUGUGCAGUCGAGCAUAUUAUGGAACUUAAGGAUAAAGAAGCAAUUCCAAGAGUUCUUCAUAAAUUAUCAUUGUGUCUAAAUCCUCGAAAAUUGAUCAAACUUGAUUGCUCAGAAAUCACUGGAUUAACAAAUGAACUUUUACAGAACGAAAGGAAGUUUGAUGAAGGUACAGUGGAUCUUAUUAAUAACUUCCUUACUCAUCUUCAGCAACCGGUAUGCUUAGUUGCACACAAUGGAACCAGAUUUGAUUAUCCAAUUCUUAAAAGUCACUGUAAGUUGCUCAACAAGCCAUUGCCUGAAUCUUUGAUUUGUUGUGACUCACUCAGCAUAUUCAGGAAGAUUGAUGAGAUUUACGAGGAUAAUUCAAGAACUUUAAUUAAUGGAUAUAAGAUGACAUCUUGGGAAAAGAUCCAGACACAGCAAGUGCUAAUGAUGGACGCUGAAAUUUUAGAGAUUGAACAGAUGCUGAAGAAUUAUGACUCGGAUGAGAAUUUAAUGACAAUAACUCAAUUGGAGACUGACUUCAUCAGGAAUGUCCCUCAAGUAGUCAAGUCAGAGCCUGUUGAUGACAUCCAAGCAAGGCAGCGUCAAAAUGAGACAACGCCAAGUAAGCCUGUUAAAGUUGAAGAUAAAGGUCCUCCGUCUAAGAAUCUAGAACCGAGUGACAAUAAAAAACGACCAUCAAGUGCUGCACGUCGCUCACUUUUCCCAGAAUCGACUAGAACAUCACCAAAAAAUGGCAAGAAAGUGUUUCCAAAAGGAUAUUACACAUUACGUGAAAUUUACAAACGAUACUUCGGUGUGCAUCCAGAAAAUAGUCAUGAUUCAGAAGCUGAUGUUAACGCACUCUUAAAAUGUGUUUGUGCCUGUAAAAAGGAAUUUUUGGAUGUUGCUACGAACACUGCAUACAAAUUUAGUGAUGUUAAGGAUCUUUAAAUAGCAUUUACUUGCUGAUGCAUGUUAUGACAUGAUUUUAUUUUAUAUUUGUCAUAGACAUUUUACAUUUUUAAUCACGUAUAUACUUACUAUCUAUUUUUAUACACCAAUUAACGAACAAAUGAUUAAUAAAUUUUUUAUCGAACAUAAC